AUGCAGCUUGAGAUUACUGUGAAGCAAGCCGUCGGCCUGAAGCACGACGGCCGGCAUUGUGUGGAGUUCUUGCUGGAUAACCAUGCUCCCCAGCGUACUCGCUGGGUAGAUGACUUCUACGACACACAGGGGCUCGUCGUUCAGCCAAAGAACUUCCAGUCCAGCAGAUGCACCAUCACCCUGAAGGCUGACAAGAGCGCCUACAAGGACAGCUUUCUGCAUCUGGCUCUUUUUCACCAGAGGAACAUCCGUGACGACAAGCGUGCCGCCGAAGCUCACUUGCCUUUUUCUGGCAUGACGAAUGGAUUCAAAGGCUGGGUGGGUCUUGAGCAUAAGGACAAAUAUGGAGGAAAGUUAUAUAUAGAGGCAAACCUCAAGGAGGCUGCUCCUGCACCUGCUCCUCCCCGACCAAAAGCUGCGGCACCUGUUCUGGACGAUGCAGAGCUUGCAGAGCAGCAGGCCAUCUUGGCAAGCAUCCAAGCCAGCCAGAGACGCUCACAAAGUGGCCAAGCUCUGCCUGCGCGGCAGAGCAGCCAGAAUAGCAUACAGAGCCAGAGUCAGAGUCCUGCAUCGGCCACAGCCCCAUCAUGGCCAUGGCCUGACAGCACGAGCACCUCGCAGCAGGCCGCGCCGCGCCCUCCAUCUUGGCCGGACUGGCCUGGCUCUGCCGCUGCCGCUGCGGCUUUGCCUCCCAGUACACCCUCUGCGCGGGAGCCAGAAGCGGAAGUGAUCCUGCCAGACUGGCUGCCUUGGCCUCGCUUCAGAGCCGCCUUGCAGGCCGGGAGGCGAGAAGCUCUCAGCCUCAGCUCCCGGCUCCCCGCUUUCUCAGGGGAGCCGAAGCCAACCGGACGCCGCAAGGCGCUCUUGAUCGGAGUGAAUUAUCCAGGCACUUCGGCUCAGCUGCGCAACGGCAUCAACGACGUUGAGAGGGUCGCGGCGGUGCUCGGAAGAUUGGGAUUUCCGGAAGAAUGGAUGUUAAAACUCACGGAUGAUGCCCUGCCACCGGAAGCCGCCCCGACAAAGAGCAACUGCAUCGCUGCCAUGCAGUGGUUGACCCACAACGUUGCACCGGGCGAUGUCUUGUUCUUCCACUUCAGUGGCCAUGCGACGCAGGACGAUGCAGAAGGAAGCGAUGCACUUUGCCCAUCCGACUUUAUGGAAGCUGGCUUUAUAUCCUCCGAGAAGGUUUACGAGACCUUGAUGCGGGGUCUGCCAGCCCAUGUCAGAUUGACGAUGCUCUUGGACUGCUGCAUUCCAUGUCUGUGUCCGGAACUGCCGCUGCUCUACGAUGUGGAGCAGGACCGAUGGGUCGUCGGCAGCUCUGCAUCCUCAAGUGCCGACGUGGUCUGUUUUUCAGCAGCCGGCUCAGACAUGACCAUGGAAGAGCUGCAUCAGCUCCGCAUGGCAGAGCACGGCUUCGUCACGAGUGCAUUUCUCCAAGCCAUGCAGCACUUAGCACAACAAAGGAAGGGGCCGGUAACGUACCAGGAGUUGGUCUCGGAAGCCAGCCAGCACCUCCGACCCUUCGCACACAGAGCACUGCAGCUGUCUGUGACGCAGAUGUUCGAUCCAAACGUUCGGACGUUCCGGUUCUUCGAUGCGAUCAAGAGCAAAGUGCGCUAG
Molecule: messenger RNA, 1623 nt
Organism: Symbiodinium sp. CCMP2592
Lineage: Eukaryota; Dinophyceae; Suessiales; Symbiodiniaceae
Source: the annotation of a GenBank genome assembly